Molecule: messenger RNA, 1441 nt
Organism: Eublepharis macularius
Lineage: Eukaryota; Metazoa; Chordata; Lepidosauria; Squamata; Eublepharidae
Exons: 4
Coding region: 184-1056 (290 amino acids)
Source: RefSeq, a predicted model, not a curated record
UCAUAAGCCUCUACUUGAUCUGUCCACCAAAAUAAAUUUUUACUUGAGAACAUUCCAUGUUUUUGGCGGGCACUAAGACGAUUGGCUAAAAUCGUUGAGGGGGCGGGCGGAUGAAAUGGGAGACCAAUCACUCUUGAGAGAACUUUUUGGAAUUUGUGUGUGGCGCAGUGCACUUGGUGCAAAAUGAUUUCCCGGCGUCGUGGAAAUGUCUGGGAAGUGGAGGAGGUAUCUCUUCUUCUGAGGGUUGUUCGGAGGAGUGGGCAUGCAUCUCGGUUAAUGGCCAGCACGCAAUCAAGCAACCGCGGCAUCUAUCGAUUUCUUUCAAGAGUGCUACGCAGUCGCGGCUUUCAUCGAACGGCCAACCAGUGUCGAAGCAAAUUCCAAAAACUGAAGUCCGAUUUCAUUUCAUCAAUGGAGGCACUGCAAUGCAUUCCUAGAAGCAGUCGUAGAAUUAGGGUGCACAACGCGAUGAUGCUAAUCUGGAAGGCGGCAGGGAGGCCUCGAUGUCAAGAAAGACCUCAUGAUGAGAUUAUCUGUGAAAGAGCAGUCAAGAUUGAAGAAACUUCAUCUGAGGAUGAUGAGAAUUCAGAAACUGUUGCAGUGGAAUCAUCAAGUGCAGCAGAAUCUGAUGCGCAAGCCUAUGCACCUCUUGGAGUGACAACUGAAGACCCAGCAAAAAUCAAUACAGCAGCAUUUCCUCAAGCUUCAGAGAGAGAAAGAACAGAUGACAGUGGAUCUCAUCGCCUAGAAACUGAAGAAACCGUAAUCGUUAUAUCUUCCGGCAAUAGUCACGAAGAAGCAACUGAUGACAUGACUGCUCCUGAAACCAUAAUGCCCGGAGAUGUAUCUCCACAACCGAGUACCUCAGCUUCUUUAGCAACACACAGUGGUGCCGCAGUGAGAAAGUAUGCCAUGAGCGCUGAGCACAAACUUCGCAUAAUUGUGGAAACAACUUCUUCUGAUGCUGAGGAUGAGGACAGAAACGCCGUUGAGGAAGGCAGAACCGAGGAUGCAGAGGGAACUCCAGUUCUCUCAUUUUCCCCAGGCACGUUUUAGCUAUGCCACAUUUGAGUGGAGAUACAUUUUUCGCUGAUUUAUUUUGCUGGGUGACACUUCAAUAUCUGCCUAAAAUAUUGACUGACUUGAAUUUUGCAGGUGAUACUUCAGCGGGAGGUUUGCGUGACAUGAUGCCAAAUAAAGACCAAUCCGCUGAUAUUGCCGAGAUCUAUCGUAGUAUGCUGGGAAUACAAUCUCUAUGUCUAUCAAGAAGUAAGUAUGACUAUUCCAAGGAAAACUUGAGGCAGAGUUUGGUGUGGUGUUUCUGAUCACGCGGCUCAGAUCAGGCGCGACAGUACCAAUCCCACAUCACGUAUGGAAGUCAGUAGGGAAACAUUCACCGAGUCAUUGAUAUGUGGAUUCAUAGAUCCAGAUAAGUCAUCAG